AUGGAGUCACAACAGGCAAACCCAAAACUCGAGUCCCAGUCCAACUCCGACACCACUGACCCCCCAACUGUCGACAAAACCAACCAAAAUGUUCCCAGUACCACUAGCCCAAUGAUCCGCCUCUCAUUAUGGGUAGCCUUUGCAGCAUGGAUCGCAAACUUCGACAACGGCUACUCCGGCACAGUCCUAAUAAUGCCCUCUUACAAAAGCUCCUUCGGUACCUGCAAGCAGCUCCCCGACCCAAACACCCACACCAGCACCGAACACUGCACCUUGACACCUCUCCAGCAAUCCCUCAUAAGCCUCAACUACCUCUUCAUCGCGGUAGGAGGCGGCAUCGCAGGCCUAUCAGGCCAAUACCUCGGCCGCAGACGAUCAAUACAAAUUGGCUGCUGUUUAGCCAUAAUCGGCGCCGCCGGAAUGCUCGGCACCAGUGGCAGCUUCCUACACUACAUGGUGUGUAGAUCCAUCAGCGCCGUCGGCAUUGGACAGCUGAUAGCCUCGAGCGUCACCUAUGGCUCCGAGUGUAUUGCUGCCAGUCAGCGCGGACUAUCGCUGGGAUUCUACAAUGUCGGGCUCGCGAUGGGGAAUGUCGCUGCUUCGGCUGUUUGUGCGGGGUCUGCGCGACUGAAGCCGGACAAUGACUGGCAAUGGAAGACGCCGAUCGUGUGUCAGAUUCCGCUGGGGAUUGUUCUUGGGGUGGGGAUUUCGACGCUUCCUGAGUCGCCGCGAUGGCUUAUGGGGCAUGGGCGGGAGGAGGAGGCGAGGAUAUCGUUUGGGGUGCUUUGUUGUCAGAGGCCGUGUUCGCCUGUUGUUACGGGGCAGAUUGAUGGGAUCAGGAAGCAUCUUGAGAAUGAGAGGGCUGGGGCGAAGUCUGUUUCUUGGGUUGACAUCUAUAGUCGGAAGCAUGUUGGUCGGACUUUGACUUCUGCUUUGAUUAUGGUCGGUCUUGCUGUUACGGGGAUUCAGUUUGUGCAGCCGUAUGCUGCGCUGUUUCUCAAGGGUGUUGGAGUCAGUGAUCCAUAUUUGAUCAAUGUUAUCAUUGGGCUGUGCAUUUUGGGAGGAUCGUUGUUCGGUCCGUUCGUUGUGGAGUACGCGGGGAGAAGAAUGACCAUUCUAUCAGGUUAUGUUGCUAUGGGAUUGUGCAUGCUGAUUCUCUCCUCUGUCAGCACUGCUCUUGGCAUGAACAAGAGCGGAGAGAUGGUGAUGGUGGUGUUUUUGUGCCUGUGGUCCUUUGUAUUUGGUGCCACCAUCGCUCCGAGUGCUGGCCUGACUUCGGUGGAGAUGCACAGCGUUCCACUCCGCACCUUCGGGCAGGCUAACACAACGAUAUUCUUUGGAAUAUUCUCGUUCGGUGCUACCUUCUGGACGCCUUACAUGCUCGGACCUAAUUAUGGGAACAUGGGUGCCAAUGUGGGCUACUUUUAUGCUGGUGUCACUGCUAUCAUUGCGACGAUGAUAUUCUUCCUCGUGCCAGAGACUGCUGGGCUUACGCUGGAGCAGGUUGAUGGUGUUUUCAAUUCGGGAAUCAAGGCGUGGAAAACAUCAAUGGCUGGGAAUAAGGCCAUCCGUUCCCAGGGAAGGAAUCAAGCAUAUGCGAGUGAACGGGUUUGA
Molecule: messenger RNA, 1614 nt
Organism: Penicillium bovifimosum
Lineage: Eukaryota; Fungi; Ascomycota; Eurotiomycetes; Eurotiales; Aspergillaceae
Exons: 1
Coding region: 1-1614 (537 amino acids)
Biological process (GO): transmembrane transport; carbohydrate transport
Cellular component (GO): membrane
Molecular function (GO): carbohydrate:proton symporter activity
Source: RefSeq, a predicted model, not a curated record